Messenger RNA from Triplophysa dalaica, 7562 nucleotides. It is a transcript of the gene hivep3b, whose product is annotated as transcription factor HIVEP3. The record is from RefSeq and is a predicted model, not a curated record. Gene Ontology annotation, biological process: regulation of transcription by RNA polymerase II. Lineage: Eukaryota; Metazoa; Chordata; Actinopteri; Cypriniformes; Nemacheilidae. The transcript has 8 exons. The coding region runs from base 789 to 6638 and encodes 1949 amino acids. Gene Ontology annotation, cellular component: nucleus. Gene Ontology annotation, molecular function: DNA-binding transcription factor activity, RNA polymerase II-specific; RNA polymerase II cis-regulatory region sequence-specific DNA binding.
CGUGCAGGGCGGUGCGGUGUAAAAUGUAUGCGUUGCGCGACAGCGUCUGUUGUUGUUGCGCCGAUCAGCUGAACGCAUGACCGCGCUUCCAGUUUGACAAGCGGGAGGGGAAGCCCCUUUGCCUCACGGACGUCCAGAUAUCGGCGAGAGAGGCGUACGCGACCGUACAGUUUGACAAGAGAUGGGAUGCGGAGCGCGCGCCACGCUCCUGUAGACAGUCAAUGGCUACGGCGUCACAGCUCUGUCAGAUAUCAAACUUCGCAACCUAAAAAUGAAAUUGAAAAACCAGACACACUUGCUAAACCGGUAACCAUGGAAACACACUGAAGUCUCGGAUAACUGGCUCGGGUCCCAACUGUUCCCACUUGUGAAAAAUACACUGCUUUGGAAGGACCAGGGAAGUUCUAAAAUGUGACGAGCUGAGAACGACAGACAAAUAGGACUUUUCACAGAGAAAGUUUCUCAACAGCAUCUCGAAGAGGCAUCAGCCCAAAAGGGAAACAAUGAUGAAUUUUGCCAGAGCUGUUUUUGAAAAGGAGAGGAGGCAUUUAACACACACAAAGCACUCGCAUAUAUGGUGGAAUCACACUGACACUGUUUAAUUAUGUCUUUUUCAGUUAAGACAUCUGCUAUCUGUCACAUUAUUUAUGGCAUAAUACGAUUAGCCUACCAUCUAAAGUGAGAAUAAAGCCUAUUUCCUAUCAAAGGAGUAUUUGUUGCAAUGACGUUCAACAGUUUGGUGCUCACUGAACCAUUCCUGCAUCCGUGAAGACUCCUCCCCGCAUUCUAUGGAGGCGGAGGAGUACAGGUCGCCUGAUGAGGAGCGAUCCAGUGGUCAGCAGCAGGCUUCGUUGGGGGCACAGCGGCCUCCAUUACAGCAACAAGCUACCUCGCGAAGUAUUCAUGAAUCACAUGGCCGCCAUCAACACAAGCAGCCAAAACGCUCUGAAAUGCUUCAAAAGCAGAAGCAGCAGCAACAGUCACAGGCGAGUGGGCCAUCUUGGCAGCUUUCAGAUGUUCCUGGUCCUUCAAGAGGCAGCUGUUCUGUCCCAGGAGAUCCAUCUUCUCAAAUUCAUAAUGUUUCUCAAACUCAAUCUCUGCCCAGCCUGGAAGUACAGGAAGGCACCCCAAGUAGGCGAGAACGCAAACCGCAAAAGCCAGGAAAAUAUGUGUGCACAUACUGCGGCCGUCCUUGUGCAAAGCCCAGCGUCCUCCAAAAACACAUCCGAUCCCACACAGGAGAGAGACCCUACCCGUGUGUCCCAUGCGGUUUCUCCUUCAAGACCAAAAGCAAUCUGUACAAGCACCGCAAAUCCCAUGCACAUCGAAUUAAAGCAGGAAUGGCCUCGAGUCGUGAGGAGCCCAGUUUUAGUGGGCCUGAGGCUGGAGCCUUGGGAGAUGAGCAAGAAGGCACAGAAGGAGAAAGUACAGGUUCAGAAGAUGAGACUGGGCAACACCAACCAUCUACCUCACAGAGCAGGCCAACUCUGAAGAAAGGUUGCAAGGUAGAAUUGUCCUUCAUAGAGGAAAGCCCCCAAGCUGAGGAUUCACAGGCGGUCAAGCAGAGGUUAGCAAUGAGGCUAAGUGAGAGAAAGCGAACUCCAAGGACGUCUUCAGAUGAAACCCGUUCUUCACUAGGUCCAGGUAGUAAGGGCAGCACAGAAUCUGGCUAUUUUUCUCGGUCUGGAAGUGCAGAACUCUCGCAAGUGAGCCCACCAAAUGCUAGUGCUAAAACGUAUGCUGAGAUCAUUUUAGGAAAGUAUGGACGACUAGGACAACAGCAAAGGCUUCCUCAGCAGCAGCUGCAGUUAUCUUCUUUAGCUCAACAUGAAAAAUCAAUCCCUUUCAGUGUUCCCAAGACGCAAGUCAUCGAGCAUAUAACCAAGCUAAUUACUAUAAAUGAAGCCGUAGUAGAUACUAGCGAAAUCGACAGUGUCAAACCAAGACGUUCCUCACUCUCCAGGAGAAGUAGCAAUGAGUCUGUUAGGUUAUCUUCCCCAAAAGAAUCCUUUGUUUUUGAACCCAAGGGGGACAUCACAGGUUCUCGUGGUUCUGCUGUUCAACUUACUCCUGUUAGUUUUCCAGGUGAAUUGUCAGGUUCAUACUUAGCUGAAACAGAGACACUAGCUAGUCAAAGCUCCAGUGCUGUUCUUUACAGGAGUCAGUCAGUGCCAUCCUCUGGAGAUGCUUCUGAUCCUGUUUCACGUCGUUUUCGUCUCAGUCAUUCUUUUGAUGAGCAGCAGGCGGUGAGGGUAAGCUCACACCAACGUAUGUUACGACGCCAACCUGCUAUUGAGGUGCCAGUUGGAACGGAGCUCAUUAUAGAGGAUGCAGGCCCUUCUUCCAGAUUAAAAGAAUUAGAGUCAGGAAGGAAGCAAGAAAAAGAACUGCACCUAUACGAGUGUGAAAUGUGUGGGACUCGUCUAAAGAAGGCAGAUGCUUAUGUAGCACACAGACUUGUGUGUAUGAACAAGUCUCAGCUUGGUGCUAGAAGUGAAGAAAGCGGUUCUUUUGAAGAUCAUCCGCAAAUUAUGAGCUACAAGUUUAAAGCAAUGGCCAUGGCUGUGCGCAAGAGGAAAAAGAAAGAAGAGAGUCUUGAGGAAGAUCCUCCCAGUCCAGGUCCAGCAGCUGUGUCUUUCAGCAGCCACCUCCCAUCAGUGUUAGGCAGUAUUGAUAAUCAGGGCACACAGAGUGAGCUCGAAAGAAGGGGUUCCUGGAAAGAGAUUUCUGUUAUUCAACAUACUAGAUCUUUUGAAAAGCAGGAAAGCAUCUCUAUGGCAAACCAGGAAGCAGAACUAGAACAUGAGCCAGCACCGGAGCCAAAACCAACAUCUAGGUUAAUACGUCAACACAACAUUCAAGUGCCAGAAAUCCUAGUCACAGAAGAGCCAGAUGCUGAAAUGAUCUCACCUCCAGCGAUCUCCAAAGAGCCAGAGAAGGUAGAGGAAUUCCAAUGGCCUCAGCGCAGCCAAAGUUUGGCUCAGCUUCCUGCAGAGAAGCUACCACCAAAGAAGAAGCGUCUUCGUUUGGCUGAGGCAGCUCAGUCAUCGGGUGAAUCUAGCUUUGAGUCAGUUUCUUUACCACACAGCCCAAGCCAAGAGGGUAACAUUUCCCACGCAUCUAGUCGUUCUGCCUCUUUCGAGGAAACGGGAAAGCCGGACUCUGAGAUGCCGACGGGCACCUGGAGCUCCCAAGGGUCUCACAUGCUAACUGUUCCGCCAAGUCUUUACCAACAACAUCAUUCACAUAGGGAGAUGCGCCGCUCGACUUCUGAACAGGCACCUGCGAGUCCUCAACACCCUGCACAUGUAGAAGAAAUAAGGAGUAAAUCGUUUGACUAUGGCUCCCUCUCUGUAGAGCGCACUUCUGCAACUUGGAAGGAAAGGAGGAAAUGUCUCCUGGUGAAGCAUGCAACACUUGGUGAACCUGACCAGGAGGAGACAUCAUCUACUUUUAAACCCGCAGUGUGUCAGUCCUUCCUUGGUCAUCCUUCAUUCACAAUCACAGAGUAUAGAAUGGGAGGCAAGACCGCUCGGCUUAGCUCAGAGCAUGUUGGGAAGACCAUGCAGCUUGUCCAAUCCCCUCUUUCCCUCCCGGCAACAGUUUUUCCCCUCCCGCAGACAAGCCCUGACAUUUGUUCCCAUAGUCAACUCACCCGAUAUCCCCCUGUCACUACAGCAAUAUCCGAGGUACUUUCCACUCAGAUUUUUCAGCAAGACUUUAUUUACAAACCACCUCAGAUACAUCAAAGACCCCUUGAGUAUGUAGAAGAACGCCUUGGCCUUUCCCUACAGCCAGUGUCCACUUUAUUACCCACACAAUCAAGUGAUGUAACUCAGGCUGUUUACUUUCCUGUACCAGGUGGUUUAACUGUUCAGGUCCCUUCAGGACCUCUUUUCAGGGAGUCUAGAUCAUCACCUUCACACUUGCAGUGUCCGAGUCAUUCACAACAGCAGCUAGUCACUCCCCACACUCCCCGUCCCAUUAUAGCUCCAUGUUUUCAACAGCUCGCACCAGUGGUGUCUCUUGUAGUGCCUGUGCGUUUACAGACUCACAUUCCUACCUAUGCUAGUGCCAUGUAUACAACCAUCUCACAAAUUUUAGCCACGACACAACAUCCAGUCUGCUGCAAAGCCAUGGUCGUUAUGGGUAAGCUGGAAGAAGACAAGCUUCAAAGAUCUUACCUAAGGCUGCCAUCGCCUAACCCGAAGAGCUACAUUCCUCUGCCGCUGCCUCUUGAGUAUGGAGCAGGAACUUCAUCUGAUGACGGCUGUGGUCAGCUCGGUGCUGGAGGAAGUAAGCGUAUGCUGUCGCCUGCAGGAAGUCUAGAGCUUAGUCUAGAGGCACAGCGGCAACAAAAGCGAGUGAAAGAAGAGGAGGAAAAGGAGGAGGACGACGACAAGGAUGACAAUAAUUAUAAAUGUGAUGAGAAACCUCAGGAGGGGAAUCAAGGAACCAAUAUGCAUAGGUUGACAGUGGAGACUGUGGGCAAGGGAAAAGAUGCAGGACAAGAAAUGGUAGUAACUACAAAAAUAGGCAAGCAGGACGUAACAGAGCACAAAACAGAACCUUUAAAUAAGGAUGAAAGGAAAGAUGUAGGUCACAAGUAUGUUUCAAGGGUAGCAAGUCCAAAUAGAGCCAUGGACCCCUCAUAUCCCACUUUGCAUACCACUACAUCUGUCAGCUGGUGCUAUCUAAACUACACCAAGCCUAACCCAUCUCCACACAGGGAAUCGACUUCUGUCUAUUCCUCAUGGAGCAUUAGCAUGCAUAACCCCAAUCUACCUGGCUUAUCUACUAAAACGUUACUGUCUCUGCUGCAGUCCAAGCAGAAACAUAGUGCUGAGACAUACACUAUGGCUACAGCUCCGUCACCAAGCACUGACAAGUCGGAACAUACAGAAAGUGGCAGCACGAAGACCAGUGAGUCAGAGGCACGUGCCUCCCCGCCCAACACACCCGUCAAGGUAAAGGAGGAACUGCCAAACGAAAGAGAGGAAAAAGACCAAAAGGGUGCUGAUGAUCUGCCCACAACAUCGAAACAGAGCGAGGCAACACUUAUUGGCAUUUUUGAGGGCGGUUAUAAAUCAAAUGAGGACUAUGUGUAUGUCCGGGGCCGAGGGAGAGGGAAAUAUGUUUGUGGGGAGUGUGGGAUUCGCUGCAAGAAGCCCAGCAUGCUAAAAAAGCACAUUCGCACUCAUACAGACGUCCGUCCCUAUGUGUGUAAGCACUGCAACUUUGCCUUCAAAACCAAAGGGAACCUUACCAAACACAUGAAGUCCAAGGCCCACGGAAAGAAAUGUCUGGAGAUGGGUGUGUCCGAGUCAUCUGUGGAUGAGUUGGACACUGAGGAAGCAGGUGGCAGCGAGGAGCACAUAUGCGAGUCAGAAGACCACGAGGGGCACCGGUUCUCCGAUGUUGAAGAGUCUGAAGCAGAUGAUGACGAUGACGAGGAAGAGGAAUGUUCCUCCCACGAUGACCCAUCCUCCUGUUCCACUGACACUCGGCAAUCCAUAGGAGACUUAUCGGAAAGUGGCCAAGCCUCCCAGACGGAGCCUUCUGACCCUACACCCAUCGAAGGAUACUCCUCACCCCACAGACCCUGGCCGGGAAUACGAGCUGCUUCUCCGGGCAGCAAGAGAGCGUCGUUCUCCCGCAAGGCCUGGGCGGUGUCCCCUAGGACCUUCUCUCCCAAUAGCGAGGGCUCACCUCUCCCAAAUCUAUCUCCCAGGCUUGAUUUGUGUUCUUCUAGUCGACAUCCCUCUCCCUCCCCCGAGAGGGGCCUAUCACCCAUCAGCCCCCUGUCUCCAUUAAGACCCCUCUCACCCCUGAGGCCUGUUUCACCUGCCCGGUACAGAAGCGCCAGAGGAUUGUCCUCUCCUACACCCCUUAAGCCCCAGCAUCGACCUCACAGCUCACCGGCAGGGCUUCACUGGGACACGAGCACACCAGCUACCGAGGGUCAACAGGACAAACCUGGAACUCGACCAGUUCUGCAGGAGCGUGCGCCCCCAGAUCCCUGCUUGCUCUCCCCAGCCCUACGAUUCUCUCCAAGCGAGACUUUCUCUCCCGCCCCUGUGACACCAAGGACGGUGGACCGCAUGUUUAGCCACCUUCCGUUACACUCCCAAGAUCAAGCCCGCAUGCCCUAUCACAUGAUUCCGAUAGGGGGCAUACAAAUGGUGCAGCUCAGACCCAGAUCUCGGCCCAAACUGGAACGACAGUCGUCUUCCACCCCGUCACCCACCUCUCCCAAAGAGGACUCCCCGUUUUUUCCGGUCAGGAGAGAUUUCCCAUGGAUCUCGCUUCCGGAAACGAUUCCGCAAAGAACGCAAAGCCGAGGUGAUGGAACUAGCUUGUGUGACCCAUCUUGUCCUAGCACAAGCUUGACUUUACCCAAACCGUCCCCUUUGGAGCAGUGUGCUGAGCAACAAGCUGCGACGGUCAGAAAGCAAUAUGGCGCCUCCGGCUUUGACUCUCAUUCAUGCCGUUCAGAAAAAUCUAUGCGAGUAGAUAAAAGAGAAGAUAAGAUCUCGCACGAAGUGAUUUCAUCUCAAGAAACUAGACAGACGGGAAAGCCCGUAGCGACGACACUUAGGGGACGUGGCUCUCCUUCAGACGGAUGUUCGGGAAGGUGAUCCAGACAGCACUUAAAAUCCUCCGUGCACAAUGACAAAUUGCUUUCUACUGCUAAUACUACUAUUGUUUUUCUGUUUUGUAAUGCGCUUAUUUUUUUAUAUACAAAUUUUCAAUACUAUUGGUAACUUGGUAAAUGUUUGUUCUGCAAUAUAUACGAUUGUAAUAUGAUGCACUUUUUUUCUUGGUAAAAAAUAUUUCUGUAAAUCAAUUGUAGUAUCUGUCCCUCCUGUAUCUUUAUUGCAAUCUUAAUAUAUCUAUUUGAAUAUGUAUAAUUGUGUACAAAAACACUUGUAUAACUUAAGUAUGGCAAUGAAUACUUUUCUUAAUGACCAAGAUGGAAAUUUAAAUCACAAGUAAUUCCGAAAUUUCUCUCGUGUCCAGUAUUGCGCAAAUUAUAGUGAUGUGUGCCUUUCCUGUCCAGAUUUACUGCUUGAAGAUAAAAGGCUGUGAAUUUAUUUUAGAUAUAUGUACGUUUUUUUUGUGUUUGGAGCCGGUAUUCACAGAAUUGGGAGAUGUUUUUACUUUCCAUGUCAGGGUUAAUGAGGCGAGAAGAUAGAGAUGAAGGCUUUACCAUGAGCCUCGCAGGGAAAUUGCACUGAAGUCAUAUUUUUUUAUAAUACAAGUGAAAUGAUUAGAUAAAUUGUCUCUGUACAGAUAGAAAGUCUAUGGUCCAUAUUUAUUGUUAUGUAAAAAAUACGAAAGUUUGUUUACUUUGGUUUUUAAAGGGAUUUCUAUUGUCAUUUUUAUUCUUUACACAUUUUGUUAAUAGUUUUUUUUAGUUAUCUCAAGACUUGAAAUGAAGAAACUGGACACGAUUUCAGUGGAGUCAAUAGACGAGCUUCUGGGUGGAUCAAAUGCCCUCCAAAUUUGUCACAGAAAUUUUGAAUUUCUGAACCAAUAAAGGUACACCACGAAUUACUAAA